This is a messenger RNA of Balaenoptera ricei (Rice's whale), 1696 nucleotides long. It is a transcript of the gene OIT3, whose product is annotated as oncoprotein induced transcript 3. Gene Ontology annotation, molecular function: calcium ion binding. The record is from RefSeq and is a predicted model, not a curated record. The transcript has 9 exons. The coding region runs from base 1 to 1641 and encodes 546 amino acids. NCBI's taxonomy places the organism in Eukaryota, Metazoa, Chordata, Mammalia, Artiodactyla, Balaenopteridae.
AUGCUUCAGUUCCUGCUCUUCACCUGCCUCUUCAUCACAGUAACACUUGGGUCACCAGUGGCCCUAGAUCCUUGUUCUGCUUACAUCAGCCUGAAUGAGCCGUGGAGGAACACUGACCACCAAUUUGAUGAGUCUCAAGGUUCCCCUCUGUGUGACAACAAUGUGGAUGGGGAGUGGUACCGCUUCACAGGCAUGGCAGGAGAUGCCAUGCCCACCUUCUGCAUACCAGAAAACCACUGCGGAACCCAUGCACCUGUCUGGCUCAAUGGCAGCCACCCUCUGGAAGGUGAUGGCAUUGUGCAACGCCAGGCCUGUGCGAGCUUCAGUGGGAACUGCUGCCUCUGGAACACCACGGUGGAGGUCAAGGCUUGCCCUGGAGGCUACUAUGUGUAUCGUCUGGCCAAGCCCAGCGUCUGCUUUCAUGUCUACUGUGGUUAUUUUUAUGACAUCUGUGAUGAGGACUGCCACGGCAGCUGCCUGGAUACCAGUGGGUGCACGUGCUCUCCAGGAACCGUGCUAGGCCCCGACAGACAGACAUGCUUUGAUGAAAAUGAAUGUGAACAAAACAAUGGUGGCUGCAGCGAGAUCUGUGUAAACCUCAAAAAUUCAUAUCGCUGUGAGUGUGGGGUUGGCCGUGUGCUAAGAAGUGAUGGCAAGACAUGUGAAGACAUUGAGGGAUGCCACAAUAACAAUGGCGGCUGCAGCCAUUCUUGCCUUAUGUCUGAGAAGGGCUAUCAGUGUGAAUGUCCCCGGGGCUUGGUGCUGUCUGAGGAUAACCACACUUGCCAAGUCCCCGUGUUCUGCAAGUCGAACACCAUUGAAGUGAGCAUCCCCAGGGACCUGGUCGGCGGUCUGGAGCUCUUCCUAACCAACACCUCCUGCCGAGGCGUGUCCAAUGGCACCCACGUCAACAUCCUCUUCUCCCUCAAGACAUGUGGCACAGUGGUCGAGGUGGUGAACGACAAAAUCGUGGCUAGCAACCUUGUGACAGGUCUACCCAAGCAGACCCCAGGGAGCAGCGGCGACAUCAUCAUCCGGACCAGCAAACUGCUGAUCCCUGUGACGUGUGAGUUCCCGCGCCUGUACACCAUUUCCGAAGGCUACGUUCCCAACCUUCGCAACACCCCGCUGGAAAUCAUGAGCCGCAGUCACGGGAUCUUCCCUUUCACUCUGGAGAUCUUCAAGGACCAUGAGUUCGAAGAGCCUUACCGGGAAGCUCUUCCCACCCUCAAGCUGCGAGACUCCCUCUACUUUGGCAUUGAGCCCCUGGUGCACGUGAAUGGCUUAGAAAGCCUGGUGGAGAGCUGCUUUGCCACCCCUACGUCCAAGAUCGACGAGAUCCUGAAGUACUACCUCAUCCGGGAUGGCUGUGUUUCAGAUGACUCAGUAAAGCAGUACACAUCACGGGAUCACCUCGCAAAACACUUCCAGGUCCCUGUCUUCAAGUUUGUGGGCAAAGACCACAAGGAAGUGUUCCUGCACUGCCGGGUCCUUGUCUGCGGGAUGCUGGACGAGCGUUCCCGCUGUGCCCAGGGCUGCCACCAGCGAAUGCGUCGUGAGGCAGUAGGAGGAGAGAAUGACAGUGGUCCACAGAGCCAGGUGCUGACAGGCGGCCCCAUCAGCAUUGACUGGGAGGACUAGGGUGACCCAGCACCCGAGUCCUACUUCUGGCUGCCUAUCUCUAUGGAAUUCUCCC